Messenger RNA from Anguilla rostrata (American eel), 1005 nucleotides. Its product is annotated as sodium- and chloride-dependent betaine transporter-like. Gene Ontology annotation, biological process: sodium ion transmembrane transport. The record is from RefSeq and is a predicted model, not a curated record. Gene Ontology annotation, molecular function: gamma-aminobutyric acid:sodium:chloride symporter activity. The coding region runs from base 194 to 766 and encodes 190 amino acids. The transcript is spliced from 5 exons. NCBI's taxonomy places the organism in Eukaryota, Metazoa, Chordata, Actinopteri, Anguilliformes, Anguillidae. Gene Ontology annotation, cellular component: plasma membrane.
UCACCGGAUGUCCCAGGAUGGCUUUCCUUCUUAAACACAGACACAUGCAUGCUUCCCUUCACAAUCUUCUUCACUGAGCCCUCCCUCUCAGCAAACCCAGCAGGCUGGAAACCUUAACGGUCUUUUACCGUGCGUAAAAACUAAAAACGAUUCCGCCAUUUUCAACAAUCUCCUCGAGUCUUCGAAUCCUACUAUGGGUGACGGUCCCGAGGAAGCCCCUCCCAGCGACCCCGGGAAUGUGGAGGCUGCUCCGGGGACCGCCGACAGGGUCCAGGAGAGGGGGCAGUGGGCCAACAAAACCGAAUUUGUUCUGUCCAUGGCCGGAGAGAUCAUCGGCCUGGGCAACGUAUGGCGCUUCCCCUAUUUAUGCUAUAAGAACGGAGGAGGUGUGUUCUUCAUCCCCUACUUUGUGUUCCUCUUCUUCUGCGGGAUCCCUGUCUUCUUCCUGGAGACAUCCCUGGGCCAGUACACCAGCGAGGGCGGGGUCACAGCCUGGAGGAAAAUAUGCCCCAUGUUUGAGGGAAUAGGAAUCGCAUCACAGGUCAUUGUCCUCUACCUCAACAUCUACUACAUCGUGGUGUUGGCCUGGGCCAUUUUUUACCUCUUUAAUUCUUUUAAAAACCCGCUCCCCUGGUCAGCUUGCACCAACAGUUGGAACACAGCACACUGCCAGAACAAGAGCAUCAUGGGACACGAGUCCGUCCUGUUCAACAUCACUAUGAACGAUUAUGAGUACGAAAGGUUGUACCAAGCUAAAUAUUUCUGAUUAAUGCUUUGUCAGUUCAUUUUUUGGGGUUGCAGAACAGAAUGUAUGUAUGUAUUGGGGUAAUGUGUAAGAAAAGGUAGGGGAAGACUUGUCUGAAGAAGAAAGAUAAAUGCAUCUUACAUUUUUUUCAUACAAUAGCUUGAAUUUGCGCAUUAAACAAUAUUAUGAUGCCUAUAUUAUUGGAAUAUAUUGUGAGCUUGCUGAUGUUACAGUGUAACAUACUCCAGCUUAAAAAUAUG